CGUUCAGAACGUUUUGCAACUGAACGUGGCCAAGGCACUUCUACCUUGGAUAACGGCGACGCGCCUGUGGAGAUGGGAGGGAGAUUAUAAAUAGCGAGUUGGUGACAAACUUUGUUGUUUGAGCACAGUAACUAACGGUCAAUAGAGGCACUGAUAAAACGCCUGGGAAACUUGUCGCCACUGAUCGUUUUUAGCUUCAAUGAUGAACAGAAUUAUUCUCAGCAUUUUCGCAGUUGGCCUGUGUUUUUCAGUUGGCCAUGCUCUGCAGUGCUACAAAUGUGAUAUCUGCUUCUUGGACCUCUUCUACAACAAAUUCACCUGCGCUGACGGUGACCAAUGUUUCAGCGGUGUCGGAAAAGCAGCUGGGGGUCUGGACAUCAAGACAAAGGGCUGCCUGAAAGUGACCGACUGCAACAAGACGACCACAACCCAAUUCCCUUCCAUCUCCAACGCCACAAUCUACAGCCUGACCAAGACCUGCUGUAGCUCGGACCUGUGUAACGCUGCCCCGGGCCUGUCCCGACUGAGCAUCCUGCACCUGGCCCUCGCCACCCUGACCACUGCCUUCAUGACCAAAGUCCUAGUGUAAGGGGGUGAAGCCCUCUGGCCUACAUACAUACAGACAGAGGUUGAUACAUAUGUAGAUUGACAGUUCACACGCACUCAAACAUUUGCACCAAUCUGUCCAUGUAUCAUUUACGCCAAGGAGGAAACAUUUGUUAGUGUAUCAUACCAUCUAAACUUUAAUUAUUUAUAUUAAAGAAAUUGAUUUGUCCUUGAUGCCUCUGGAAAUAUCUCUCAAUUACUUUUAUGGCUCACUUGGAAAUGCACUCAUUCAAAUAGACUAGCUUUACCCCGACCCUCAUUUCGUUGCACUUAUACACCAUGAAAAUCAUUCAAUUAAAUGGAAUGCUCACAUACAAUAGACAAGUUUCCAUUAUCCUAAUUGAGCAGAUGUCUUCUGACACUUUAGUAGGAUGGAGAUCUUCAGUCAUUAUACUGUAUAACCAAUGAAUGUGUAUACUGACAGAUUCAUUAAUCUUCAAUAGGGAGCUCUGCUAACAAAGACAAUAUUUUCAGUCUUUGGUGUUGGUUAUACCUGCUUGUACAGUAUGGGUGAUGGACUGCAUGUAUAACCGUUCAGUGUUCCAAUUCCCAUGCUCUUUUUUACAGUUUUGCUUAGAUGGACGCCACAGGCCAUCAGAUUGAACGAGGCCAAUGUAUACAUUUCAAGGGUUAUAAGUACAUGCCAUUUCAGUCAAUGUUCAUUUCAGUUGAAUGCUAAUUUCAAACCACAUUUCAAUUUGAUGUUCACUGUUAAUGUGCCGAUUAUCCAGCCCGACUUGCUGUUGGGGAGCGCCACUGAUCACCCAAAUUACAAUGAAUAAUGAAAUUGCUCUAUGACCUCAUGUUGCCCCCAUUCAUGAGCUAUGUGAUGACCAAAGGAGGGCCAGUUGCUAAACUAGUCUGUCUGUCCCUAGAAAGGGCAAACAACAAUGUGGUUAAUCUUGUUUUGACCAGGAAUUGUAUCUUUGGCCACCCUGCAUAUUCCUUUUUGCCUAAAGUAAUGCUUGUAUUUGUAUGGCAAUAUUAGAAUGUAGAUGUAGAGAAUGAAAUCAAGCUUUUUAAAUUCUAUUUGUUUUAUUAUUGGGAUUAUUUUCUAGGUUAAUUGGAAAUUUGUCAAAGGUACUGCCUUCUUUGGGAAGAACUGUGUACUAAUUUGAUGUUAACCAUAAAUGGGUUGACUGAUUAGGUAGAUAUAAAAUAUAUUUUUGAAAACCUCUUUUAAACUGAAAUGUGUAUACUGUAUGUGAUUGCUGGGUGACUUUGCAAAAUAAAGUUCAAAGAAUUCAAUAAAUGUUUAAAGCUUC
Coregonus clupeaformis (lake whitefish) is the source of this 1871-nucleotide messenger RNA. RefSeq names its product protein Bouncer. Lineage: Eukaryota; Metazoa; Chordata; Actinopteri; Salmoniformes; Salmonidae. Gene Ontology annotation, molecular function: transmembrane receptor protein serine/threonine kinase activity. The transcript is spliced from 3 exons. The coding region runs from base 200 to 589 and encodes 129 amino acids. The record is from RefSeq and is a predicted model, not a curated record. Gene Ontology annotation, cellular component: membrane.